This is a messenger RNA of Pygocentrus nattereri (red-bellied piranha), 2032 nucleotides long. Its product is annotated as scrapie-responsive protein 1. The transcript has 4 exons. NCBI's taxonomy places the organism in Eukaryota, Metazoa, Chordata, Actinopteri, Characiformes, Serrasalmidae. The coding region runs from base 995 to 1426 and encodes 143 amino acids. The record is from RefSeq and is a predicted model, not a curated record.
UCACCUUGUUUGUCUCUGGAUGAAUGAAAAAUGUACCUGCACAGAACCUUUAUUUCUAACAGUGUACAUUAGCUUUGCAGCAUCCCGAAAAAUUAGAAGCAAAGACCGGACACCAAGCAUGUCUUUACUGACUGAUUACAUUUAAAGUAAGGGAUGAUGAGGGGAAAAAUAUAUACAUUUAAACUGGACCUGAAUCAUCCUGUCUUACCUGACUUCAGGCCUGAUCUUUGUGUUUCUGUGCAAGAUAUAUUCUUCAAAAAUCAUAUUAAUAUCAGUAUUGAAUGUUAAAUAAAUGACAGUACAAAACAUGGUGCGAAGUGCACAAAAUACACACACAUACAGACACACACAACCCAAAAACAACUACAUGACUACAUCCUCCCAAGGCCCCCUGGUGGCUCAAGAGCCUUAAGCAACCAUGUAUACAACUUAUAGCAUGAAACAGCACCAAGGUAAAGGAAACACGCCGUAAAUCUACUCUGCAAAAUACUUUUUUUUUUUUUAUCUGUUGACGACUGUUGUAUAAUGGAAAUUACAACUUCAUACAUAUAACUGGGUGGGAGGUUUUCAUUUUCUCAUGAGACAACAUGUCAACAAUUUUAACUACACUCAGCUUUUUUUUCUUUUCUUUUUUUUUUUUUUUUACUGGAUCUGAAUAUAGUGUUGUACUUUUUCUGAACCACCAUUUCAUCAGUAUGACAGUAAAUAAAAUGGAAGGAUGCUACUUUGAAUUCAAAUAAUGUGAAUGUUGCCUUUCUUUUGUCUGUAAGCCAGAAAGGAAAUACAAAUAAAGAAAGAAAUACAAAGAAGGAAAGACAGAAAAAUAUAAAGAGACAAAGAAUGACAACACAUUCUUUCCUAAACUGACAUGAGCACUCCAAAAACAUGCUUAGACAUCAUUACUUAAUUAACUUAAUUUCAUCACUUUUUCCACUUUCUUUCUUCCUAGAAUCUAGAGGACUCCAGUUGGAAAAGCUGUCCCAACACAGAAACAAUGAAGCUCAACCAAAAACAAUUAUUCAAAAAAGUCUUUAAAUACACUCUGAAUAGAGCAGAGCUGAGACAUUCACUCACAACCCAGCACUCCACGCAGGAGAACACACACAUACACACACAGGAUAAAAUGAAAGUGUUACUUCUUGUGGCUAUUCUCCUACUUGGGCUACACGCUGGUACUGCGCUUCCCUUAAAUCGCUGGUCAUGCUACAGAAAGGUGCUGAAGGACAGAAACUGUCAUAAUGUUGUCAGUGGACUUGAAAUGAUGAGGCCUAUUGACUCCCUACAAAACCAUUACUGGGAGGACAAGAGUUGUGACAUGGUCUGUUACUGCAACUUCAGUGAGCUGCUCUGCUGCCCCAGGGAUAUCUUCUUUGGACCAAAAAUAUCCUUUGUGAUCCCCUGUGAUACCGCUGAGGCUGGAGUCUGAGAGGACUGAACGUUUCUUGCCAUAAAAAUGUACGACAGAAUAUCAUUUGAAAAUGAGCAACUGUAAUGCAGUGCUACUACUGCAUGACUGCUUCAGAGUGAAAAAAUGUGUAUUACCACCUCUCCAGUUAAAUGUAUAGUCAAAUUGGCCUCACACCCCUUUUGUUCAGUAACUGUGAUACUUUACAACAUAAGUAUCCAAUCCUGCUUCUUUUUGCAGGGAUGAGUUCAAUCCCUAAUACAACUAAUCUGAUCCAUGUAAAUAAUGCCUUCAUAAGCAUUUGAAUAUUAGAGCCAGGUGUAUUGGAUUAGGAUGGGAACUACAGUGCCGGCUCUCCAGAUGUACAGAUGAAUAGGUUCAGUGCUAAAAUCAACUGUAACAUGUGGAGUCUACAAAGACCAUCAUCACUGCCAUUUAUAAAAUCUAUUCAAAGCCUGGUCUGGCAGCGGCCCAGUGUGAGCAAGAAAAGUGUGUUCUUUUCUUGCUCACACUGGGCUUAGGAUGCUGUUUUUCUUGAACGCUGCAAACUGUAAGGGUUUCGGACAUUCUACAAAUACAAAACUGUAAAAUGUAUAGAUAUUGCCAAAUAAAGUCUACAAUAUUGAA